CCAGAAUUUGCAGACGUGACUAAGACAACUUGGUUGAAGGGUACAGACCUGAGGAGUAGCUCGAAAUCCUUUGCCCUUGAUGUGAGCCAGUGGAAUAAUGAGACAUUCGCAAAUAUUAUGAGGAUGAAGGACAAGUUGAUGAAGACGACUAAGACCUUGGAAGCAAGAUGGGGAGGGGGCUCAAACCACCACAACUUGACAUCUCUACACGCGAACUAGAGAAAGUAUUGCUUCGGGAGAAGAUCAUGUGGUAUCAGAAGUCGAGACUUGAGUGGAUAGCUUCGGGUCACAAGAAUACGAAAUAUUUUCAUGUCCGAACUCUUCGUGGAAGGAAACAAAAUCCAAUCAUGGUGCUAAAAAACCAGCAGGGGGAGUGGGUUGAAGAUCAGACGGAACUCAUGCAAUGGCGUGCACUUAUUAUGGAGUGUUGUUCACCGAUGAGGGCUCGGAACUUUUACAGCUUCCGCAUAGCUUCCCGAGGCUCCCUAUGCAGGAGGUGGAUGCGUUGGGUAUCAUUUUUACCCAAGAAGAGAUGAGGUUGGCAGUGUGCACUAUGGGACCAAUGAAAGCGCCGGGUACAGACGGGCUAAACCCAUUGUUCUAUCAAAAAUUCUGGGACCUAGUGGCUCCGUCGGUUCUUGAGUUUGCGCAUAGGUGUUAGUCGGAUCCAGGAAGCAUAAAUGAGCUAAAUGAGACAAUUAUUUUCAUCAUAUCGAAGAUUGCUCGACCAGUACAGAUUUAGCAGUUCCAUCCGAUUAGUUUACGCAACGUGGGUUAUAAGAUAAUUAUGAAGUGCCUGGCGGAGCGCCUCAAGCCCCUGAUGCCUAAACUGGUGCAUGAGACUCAGACGAGUUUUGUGUCGGGAAGGCAUAUUACUGACAACAUUUGCGUUUUGCAGGAAGUAGUCCAUUCAAUGCGAGCAAAAUCAGGACGCAAGGGAUGGAUGACAAUCAAGGUGGACCUGGCCAAAGCCUACAAUCGCAUUCGAUGGAGCUUUGUCCGGGAUACUCUCCAGGUCGUUGCACUACCAGAGCAGUUCACAGAGCUCACCAUGCAAUGCAUUUUGACGGCCAAGAUGUGUAUUCAGUGGAAUGGGGGAUUAACGAACGAGUUCUCACCAUCCAGAGGUAUGCGACAAGAUUUGUGAACAGGUUGAGAACUUUUCAUUUGUCCAUCCUUAAUGCAAUUGAAUGUCAUUUGUGUUGGAUUUCGGUAUUGUUCGAGGCGGUUCAUGUGUUGAUGCCCAAUAGUCAUUGAUAUUCACCGCUUCGUGCCUUUUUAUUUGCCCCUAAGUUAUCUUGUUAGGUUGAGAUAUUACCUAGGUUGAAAAUAGUUUGUUUUUGAGACAAGCAACCGCCUAAGUGAGGAAGAGUGAUUCGGACUCAAUUAUACACUUUUUACCAUGAACUGAGCCCGAUCUGGGUAUUUAAAGGAGGUUGAGCUGAAGGAGAAAAGGAGAAGACCUAGUAUGAGAAACUUCUUCUUCUUCUUCUUCUUAUUUCUAGAGUGAGAAAGUGACAAUUAGUCAUUUGCCCAUCCUUAAUGCAAUUGAAUUUCAUUUGUGUUGGAUUUCGGUAUUAUUUGAGGCGGUUCAUGUUUUGAAUGCCCAAUAGUCAUUGAGAUUCACUGCUUUGUGCCUUUUUAUUUGUCCCCAAGUUAUCUUGUUAGGUUGAGAUAUCACCUACGUUGAAAAUAUUUUGUUUUGGGGACAAGAAAACGCCUAAGUGUGG
Molecule: messenger RNA, 1730 nt
Organism: Linum trigynum
Lineage: Eukaryota; Viridiplantae; Streptophyta; Magnoliopsida; Malpighiales; Linaceae
Source: the annotation of a GenBank genome assembly